Messenger RNA from Paramacrobiotus metropolitanus, 3434 nucleotides. RefSeq lists its product as uncharacterized. Bases 32 to 3019 code for a protein of 995 amino acids. The record is from RefSeq and is a predicted model, not a curated record. NCBI's taxonomy places the organism in Eukaryota, Metazoa, Tardigrada, Eutardigrada, Parachela, Macrobiotidae. Gene Ontology annotation, molecular function: ATP binding; protein serine/threonine kinase activity. The transcript has 4 exons. Gene Ontology annotation, biological process: protein phosphorylation. Gene Ontology annotation, cellular component: cytoplasm.
GGCGACCGAGCUGCAGUUCCAAAGAGAAACUAUGGAAGUGGGACCGAAUAGGUUGAAUACUGAGGUCAUGACGCUUUUGCGCGACGGUUGGCGUCCAGCUGUCCCAAAGGAGCUCUCCUGGGAUGCCAAACGGGUUAUCAGUGCGUGUUUUAGGGACGAGCAUGAGCGUCCAUCAUUAGAACAACUAGCCGCUGAUGAAUUCUUUCGCACGGCAAUGUCACUGGAAUCUGUGGUGGAUGGAAAAGAAAAACCAGUAUUUUGCAUGCGACACGUAACCAUCUCGCAAAUCCGUUCAGCCAUCACAGACGCUCCUUCUGGGGAGGAUUCAUGUGAAGCGCAAGAAAUUGCGUUGACCUUUCCCGAUGGGGCGAGAGCUGCGUGUAACCUAUGGGUCUACCGCAAUCUGGAUGCGGAUCGACCGAUAGCCGCGGAAAUGCUGAGUAUAGAGGGCAUGAAUGCCAGCGUCUUCGCAGCCGCCUGUGAUCUGAUUGUGGACCUGACGAUUAGCAAUGUCGCGGGACUGAAGUGCGAUGUCUUCAGGGAGCUCAGUCUGCCCAAUCUCCUUACUCUUCGUUUGGAGCGAUGCACAAAGGUUGUUCUGGCGCCAGGCGAUCUUGUAAAUUUCUCUAAACUCCGCUGUCUGGAAAUUUCCAAUUGGACGUUUGAGCGAUUUGAGGACAAUGUGCUACAAGAGCUACCUUACCUUGAGAUGUUGAUGCUCCACGAAGGCAACAUCGCAGAUAUACCAGUUAUCUUGGAAAACUUACAGAUAUCAUUGCCUGGCUUAUGGCAGUAUCUACAGAUCCAUCCGUAUUUGAUACAGUCGCGUGCGGCAGGCGAUAUCUGGAAGUACCAAAGUCUGAUAAGCAGGCGCAAUAGCGGAUUACCUCCUGUCAGGCAGCCGGAACGAUGUAUCCAGAUUGGUUUACAUGGAGAAUUCCGGCUAAUCGGUGACAACAUUCACAAGAUCAUUCAAACUGACGAACUGCAGACCACUCCAUAUAAAGACGAACUGAAGGAGCUGUGUAAACUGCAGCACCCAAAUUUAGCUGCCUUUUCGGUAACAUCGUCAAUCCACAAUCUGGUGUUGAGGAUGGAUUAUUAUGCGGCUGGGUCUGUGGGAGAUUUCUUUGAGCGUCGCGAUGUAGUACCGACACUGCAGAACGUCACUGACCUGACACGAGGGAUUCUGUUGGGACUGCAGUAUCUGCACUCAGUGGACCGAAGUAUCGCACAUGCCUUGCAUGGUGCAAUACAUCCCUGGAAUAUCCUUCUAGAGCCGCAUGGCGAUUUCUACACGGCGAAGCUCAGCGAUAUGGAUAAUUACUUGCAAAAGCUGCAUCUACCGCGAAGUGUUCGCGAACGCCGUCGUACCUACUCGCGGUACGCCCGUUGGUACAUGUCACCAGAAAUGGCGGAAUGCACAGCCAAAGCAGACUUCAGCGCAGUAACCUGCAAGACCGAUAUUUGGUCAUUUGGAAGGGUUGUCACUUUCAUAUUAACUCAGCGUGCCGAGGUCGCUAAAGAGCAGGGAAUACCCACUGAACAUUUUGACAUUAAAGAGAAUGCGUUGUAUCCUCACGACCAUCGGCGAGGGUGGUUCUCCUUACUGUCCGAUGCCGUUCCACCGUCAUUUCUUGAUUUACUGUAUCUUAUAUUUUACGAAGACCCAGAAAAUCGACCGACGGCUGAUAUGCUGCUUCGUCAUAUCAUUUACAACAGUACCGGAAACAUAGACUCGUUGACCUUUCGGUUAGUUCGCACGGACAGAAAACCAAACCUGACUGCGUACAUCGGUCCAUCCAGUCCGCUGUCAGAUGUGGUGGAGGACGAACAGCGAGCAGGAAGCAUAAACUACCGAGAAGUUAUCAGAGAAUUCACUUUAGCGAAAUCUUGGGCAAUCACUUCAACCGAGAUCGGUCUAACACAACGAAAAUCCCUGGAGCACUACCCUACCAUUAAUCACGAAGCGGUGAUGCAGUUCCUCACGUUGGACAUUCAAGCCACGGAAGUACUAAAGCUUACAGCAACAUAUUUCUCCGAUCCAGGUGAUAUUGCUCUGCCUUGGCACAUGGAUAACGCGCAUUUAUCGUGGACGGAGAUUCGGUCAUACUCGCUGGACAUCCUGAACGGACUAAACUAUCUGAAAGAAAAUGAAAUCCGCAGCGAACCCAUUACAAUCUGGUCUAUACACCUCUGUGACCAGCACAGUUGCGGAGUAUAUCAGAAAGCCAAGAUACUUAUCACACCGUCGUUAUUGGAUCUCGUCGGUGCCCAAGGACGUCUAGAUAUACUGUGCCGGCAUCCUCCGUACUGGUUUGCUCCAGAAGAGUUAACUGGGUUUUCACACACAUUCUUGCCGAUGACUAAUAUCUGGCAUUUCGGACAUAUCCUGCUGGAAAUGGCACAAGUGUAUACUGAGCGAUAUUUCGUUCAGGAAAACCACGUCAACCUUCCGGCAACUGGCGAGGUUCCUCCGUCCGGUGCCGUCAAAAUUGGCAGUACGCAAAGUGUGCUCCCCUUUAUGGAAAAGGGUUAUAAACCGUACAUUCCGUCGUACCUGUCACCUAAACUCCGCGAAGUCCUUCAGCAGUGUUUUGCUGAGCCGAUAAAUCGCCCAACGGUCAACGAACUGUUAGCGCAAAGUGGUCCUCAGUCGUUCUUUCGUUGUUCGGAUGGAAUCCAACGAAAGAUCAUCAGUCAUGAGUUACCAAGGUUCGCGAUGCGAGCGCUAACUAUAAAUGAAGUCGUAGAGUGGCAAGGCGCCUUACGCUACACGGAACCGCAGCCACAUCACAUGUCAGCAACGAAAAUCCAGAUGCAUGUUCUGCCAGAUGCUGAGAAAAAAGGUGAACGAGUGGUAUUUCUGGCGACACGCGAUGCCGAUCGAGAUCGACCAAUGCAGUUAAUUGUUAAGAGCGCCGCUGACCUUAAACGAGUGCAGUUUUCUCCAGUGUCUGACCUGGUCAUCGAGCUCCUUAUCACCGGGAUCAGUGGCUUUGAUUGCAGAUUCCUUUGAGAACUACAUCUGUAUAAUUUACUGACGCUGCGAUUCGAGGACUGCCUAAACAUUAAGGUUUCCAAAGAUGAUUUUACGGGAUUCCCAAAGCUAAGAAGUUUGGAGUUUGAGCGUAGCACCAUCGACUGUUUUGAUGCUGCAUCCCUGGACUGCCUUCACAGCUUAGAAAAUCUCGACCUUACCGGCUAUUUGCAUUUUCCACUUACAUAUGAAAUGCCUACGUACGAGUAUAUCCAGCGACUUUUGAAUUGUGCCUCGUUUGCAGCAGUUCGUGAUAUCGGCCGGAGCAAGCGCGCAUUAGUUCGUGCGAAGCCCAAGAGAUCCAUGUGGGCUUAUUAUGACCACUAUAGUGCUCGAAACUGUGGACAUUUUGAGUCUUUGAUUUUUAGUUAGCCUGUAGCGCUGUGAUUAGAGA